AUGGCUGAAAUUGUUGUUGAAAUUGUUGGUCGAGUCUUAAUUGAAUUAGUUGGUGCUGUAAUUGUAGGAGCAGCAUCACAACCAAAGACAUCACAACACAGUUUGAAUAAAACAAAGUCAUCCUCUGAAAAAAACAAUCGAUCAUUAGAUUUAGUGUCGACAUCAUCUGCUCAUCAUAACCGUGCGGUACUGAUUGCAUCAAGUAGUAUUACUUUUGGUAAUGAUUGUGAACGUCUUGUUAAUAUAGCUUUUCAAACAAGUCAAACUUUUCCUACAAUGAUGGCUACAUAUGCUGAUGUUAUUCAAUAUUUACGUAAAGAACUUGCUAAACAGUAUCCUAAUGAAUAUUUUCAUAUAAUUAUUGGUAAAAAUCAAAAAUUUGGUUUUUCUAUUAAUGAAGAUCAAUAUUUUGCUGAAAUCGAACAAGAUCGAUAUCGUGUGUUAAUUUUUUCAACAAAACAAAAUCCUCAUACAAAAUCGGACACUCAUGAUGCUAAUAGUCAAAUUUUAUUUGUAUGGAAUUGA
This is a messenger RNA of Rotaria sp. Silwood1, 525 nucleotides long. The record is from the annotation of a GenBank genome assembly. Lineage: Eukaryota; Metazoa; Rotifera; Eurotatoria; Philodinida; Philodinidae.